Colletes gigas is the source of this 1441-nucleotide messenger RNA. RefSeq lists its product as uncharacterized. The record is from RefSeq and is a predicted model, not a curated record. Lineage: Eukaryota; Metazoa; Arthropoda; Insecta; Hymenoptera; Colletidae. The transcript has 2 exons. The coding region runs from base 29 to 811 and encodes 260 amino acids.
UGAUUUUGAGAAAAAUUUAUACAAGUUAAUGAACAAUGCAGUGUUUGGUAAAACUAUGGAGAAUGUGCGCAAUCAUGUAGAUGUAAAAUUAGUAACAAAAUGGGAAGGGAGAUAUGGUGCGGCGGCAUUGAUCGCUAAACCAAAUUUUCACAGUCGCAGCAUAUUUUCGGAAAACUUAGUUGCAAUCGAGCUGCGCAAACUGUUCGUAAAAUUGAACAAACCAAUCUAUGUGGGUAUGUGUAUACUAGAUAUAUCUAAGGUUUGUUUGUAUGAAUUCCAUCACGACUACAUGUUACCCACACAUAGCGAUAAAUGUAAAAUGAUGUAUACCGAUACAGACAGUUUAAUUUAUCACAUCGAGUGUGACAAUAUUUAUGAACUUAUGAUACGAGACAUUGCUCGAUUUGACACGAGCGAUUAUCCAUCAGAUAAUCGAUAUGGUAUUCCGCUUGUCAAUAAGAAGAUACCAGGUUUAAUGAAAGACGAAAAUAAUGGUGCGAUUAUGACCGAAUUUGUUGGACUGAGAGCAAAGAUGUACGCCAUGCAAGUCGAUGGCAAGAACGAUACGAAGAAGGUGAAAGGUGUCAAGAGUAAUGUUGUAGCACGAACUAUAACAUACGAUGAUUAUGUGCAAUGUUUGAUGGGCGAGGUUGAAAAGAUUUGCCACCAAUCGUGUAUAAGAUCCACGUUGCAUGAAGUGUACACGAUAUCAGAAACAAAAAUUGCUCUGAGUCCACACGACGACAAACGAUAUAUUGUACCAUAUUCAACCGAGACCUUACCAUGGGGGCAUUAUAAAAUACCGUCUUAGGCGCACCAGUAUACAUAUGUUUUGUAACUCAAACACAGACCUCGGUAACAUUAUCUCGCGAAGAACGCAAAAUUUGCAGAAUGCUGUGGGGGAAGCUUGGAGCAUGCAAUUCUACUAACGUUAGCAGAUACAAGCGAGUGUCACCGCUGUUCCUAAGAAGACCAAGUCCUCCCCCCACCUGAAUAAUUUACUAUAUAAACCGUUGUACAGCCAGCCCGCGUCAUUUUCAAAAGUGUAUCUGUGAAAAACGUAAAAAGUAAUACAAGUGAGAAGUGAAAAUGGUUGCAGAUAGAUGGGACCUCGCUGGAAUCGCCACCUAUGAUGAUCGACACAUCAGCAAUACAUAUGCGGAGGCGAUGCUGCCUACAGAUGUAUACCACCUCAUCAGACAACGCACCUGUUUGCGAGGAGGCAUGUGUUGGAAAGACACCGAUGAGGGAGUUCGAAUAUGCGAGGGGUGUUUUCAUACACUUCCGCCACGGGAAGCUGCGGAAUACAUAAGAGAGCCCGUGCAUCUGCUAGUGGCGGGCUAUGCACGAGCCCAUGCCCUAGCCACCUGUAGGCUAUGCCACAACCGCAUGUAUUCGAGGGGUAAUUUCGAGAAUUGUGUAACAUGCGUUACAGCAGUAU